UCCUGCCCCGCCCCUGGCCCAGGCCCCGCCCCGUGCUUGCUGGUUAAGUAGCCGGCUCUCCCUGCCAGCCUCAGCCUGACUUCAGCGCUCUGACUUUCGGCCGACUCCCCUCUAAUGGCCAACCGCUACACCAUGGAUCUCACUGCCAUCUAUGAGAGCCUCCUGUCGCUGAGCCCUGACGUGCCGGUGCCAUCCGACCAUGGAGGGACUGAGUCCAGCCCGGCCUGGGGCUCCUCGGGACUCUGGAGCCUGAGGCCCUCCGACUCCAGCCCAUCUGGGGUCACCUCCCGCCUGCCUGGCCGCUCCAGCAGCCUGGUGGAAGGCCGCAGCUGUGGUUGGGUGCCCCCACCCCCUGGCUUCGCACCGCUGGCUCCCCGCCUGGGCCCCGAGCUGUCACCCUCACCCACUUCGCCCACUGCGACCUCCACCACCCCCUCGCGCUACAAGACUGAGCUAUGUCGGACCUUCUCAGAGAGUGGACGCUGCCGCUACGGGGCCAAGUGCCAGUUUGCCCAUGGCCUGGGCGAGCUGCGCCAGGCCAAUCGCCACCCCAAGUACAAGACAGAACUCUGCCACAAGUUCUACCUCCAGGGCCGCUGCCCCUACGGCUCUCGCUGCCACUUCAUCCACAACCCCAGCGAAGACCUGGCGGCCCCGGGCCACCCUCCUGUGCUUCGCCAGAGCAUCAGCUUCUCCGGCCUGCCCUCCGGCCGCCGGACCUCACCACCACCACCAAGCCUGGUCGGCCCUUCCCUGUCCUCCAGCUCCUUCUCGCCCUCCAGCUCCCCGCCACCACCUGGGGACCUUCCACUGUCACCCUCUGCCUUCUCUGCUGCCCCUGGUACCCCCGUAGCUCGAAGAGACCCCAGCCCACUCUGUUGCCCCUCCUGCCGAAGGGCCACUCCUGUCAGCGUCUGGGGGCCCUUGGGUGGCCUGGUUCGGACCCCCUCUGUACAGUCCCUGGGAUCCGACCCUGAUGAAUAUGCCAGCAGCGGCAGCAGCCUGGGGGGCUCUGACUCUCCUGUCUUCGAGGCGGGGGUUUUUGCACCACCCCAGCCCGCGGCAGCCCCUCGGCGACUCCCCAUCUUCAAUCGCAUCUCUGUGUCUGAGUGACAAGUGACUGCCCGGUCAGAUCAGCUGGAUCUCAGCGGGGAGCCACGUCUGUUGCACUGUGGUCUCUGCAUGGACCCCAGGGCUAUGGGGACUUGAGGGACAGUAAUCAAGUAAUCAAGUAACCCCCUUUUCCAGAAUGCAUUAACCCACUCCCCUGACCUCACAUUGGGGCAGGUCCCCAAGUGUGCAAGCUCAGUAUUCAUGGUGGUGGGGUAUGGAGUGUCUUCUGAGGUUUUUGAAAAAAAAAAAAAAAAAUGUAGCAUAUUUAAGGGAGGCAAUGAGCCCACUCCCCCACCUCUUCCCUGCCCAAAUCUGUCUCAUAGAAUCUUAUGUGCUGUGAAUAAUAGGCCUUCACUGCCCCUCCAGUUUUUAUAGACCUGAGGUUCCAGUGUCUCCUGGUAACUGGAACCUCUCCUGAGGGGGAAUCCUGGUGCUCAAAUUACCCUCCAAAAGCAAGUAGCCAAAGCCGUUGCCAAACCCCACCCAUAAAUCAAUGGACCCUUUAUUUAUGACGACUUUAUUUAUUCUAAUAUGAUUUUAUAGUAUUUAUAUAUAUUGGGUCGUCUGCUUCCCUUGUAUUUUUCUUUCUCUUUUUUUGUAAUAUUGGAAACGACGGUAUAAUUAUUAUAAGUAGACUAUAAUAUAUUUAGUAAUAUAUAUUGUUACCUUAAAAGUCUAUUUUUGUGUUUGGGGGCAUUUUUAAAUAAACGAUCUGAGUGUAA
Molecule: messenger RNA, 1835 nt
Organism: Piliocolobus tephrosceles (Ugandan red Colobus)
Lineage: Eukaryota; Metazoa; Chordata; Mammalia; Primates; Cercopithecidae
Gene: ZFP36
Product: ZFP36 zinc finger CCCH-type
Exons: 2
Coding region: 115-1113 (332 amino acids)
Molecular function (GO): metal ion binding; mRNA binding
Source: RefSeq, a predicted model, not a curated record